This is a messenger RNA of Daphnia carinata, 1570 nucleotides long. RefSeq names its product glycoprotein endo-alpha-1,2-mannosidase-like. The coding region runs from base 58 to 1368 and encodes 436 amino acids. Gene Ontology annotation, cellular component: Golgi apparatus. The record is from RefSeq and is a predicted model, not a curated record. Lineage: Eukaryota; Metazoa; Arthropoda; Branchiopoda; Diplostraca; Daphniidae. The transcript is spliced from 8 exons. Gene Ontology annotation, molecular function: alpha-mannosidase activity.
GUGUCGUCUGCAGCGAAAAAAUCAUGGUGCAAAAAUGUUAGUGAACACAUUGUAAAAAUGAUUCCUAAAAGGAAUUGCUAUUUAUUGUGUAAAAAUGUAAUGAUUGCAGUACUUUUCUGUGGUUUUUUGUUUAUGUUUAUUCGCCUUUACUUCAGUCAAUCCUCCGGUAAACCAUCCAAAGAUCAACACCUACAACAAGUCUUAUCGGAACGAAAAAAUGUGACAGUUUUACCAGACCUUUGGCUAAAAGACAAUGUAGCAUACAGGGACACUGCAAACAAUAUAUUGGUUUUAUCCAAUAAUGUGCAUGUUUUUUAUUAUCCAUGGUUUGGAAACCCAGAAGAUGAUUCAGUGUACCUGCAUUGGAAUCAUGAAUAUCUGCUGAACUGGGACGAGAAAGACAAAAAUGUGUAUCCUACUGGAAAACAUGUACCACCAGGGGACAUAGGUGCAAAUUUUUAUCCACUUCUAGGUUGUUAUAGCUCAAAAAAUCCUGUCACUGUUGGCCAACAUAUGAAGUGGAUAAAACAGGCAGGAAUAGGGGUGCUUGUUAUUUCCUGGUAUCCACCUGACUUGAGUGACAAAGAAGGGAAGCCAUUUGACCAACUUUUUCCAAUGUUCCUGGAAACUGCUAGUGUGUAUAACCUCAAAAUAUCAUUUCACAUUGAGCCAUAUGAAGGAAGGAAUCCUGAAAACCUCAGAAGAAACAUAAAGUACAUUAUUGAGAAAUAUGGCAAUCAUACGUCAAUGUACAAACUCCAAAAGUCUCCGUCAAAAAAACCUCUUCCUGUUUUCUACAUCUACGAUUCGUAUCUCAACUCACCAAAUAGUUGGAGCUCCGUGUUAGGCGUUAGCAGUAAACAAUCCAUCAGAAAUACGGACAUUGAUGGAAUUUUCCUUGGACUAGUCGUCGAAUUUCGCCACAAGCAAGAUAUUGUAUCUGGGGGAUUUGAUGGUUUUUAUACGUAUUUUGCUGCUAAUGGAUUCUCCUAUGGAAGUUCAUGGAAAAACUGGAAAUCUUUAUCCUCGUUUGCCAAAAAAAAUGGACUCCUUUUUGCUCCAUCCGUUGGACCAGGUUACAUUGAUACCCGCGUCCGCCCAUGGAAUGUGAAGACCACCAGAGAACGCAAAAACGGGAAGUACUACAAGAUAGCUUGGGCGACGGCACUCCAGACCAACCCACCGUUGAUUUCUAUUACUUCCUUUAACGAGUGGCACGAAGGGACACAGAUAGAACCAGCUAUUUCCAAAUCAAAUAAAGGUUACGUUUACAAUGACUACUUACCCGGUGAACCAGAUUUCUACCUAAACUUGACUAGACAGUUUGUGUCUCAGUACAGUGAAAUCCUGUUCAAAAUGAAAACGUGAUGGAAGUAACUGGGAUUUAUUAUGCAAAGUAACAAUCAGAUUUUUUUUAAGGCUAAAUAACUAGUGCAAUCGUGACGUUCUUCAGAAAUGUCUUUUUCCUUAUCUGCAGUGUCGGUUAUCUUAAAAGGUAAACGACAUGGCGUCGAAUAAUCUUCUCAUUACUAAAUAAACUUUUAUUGGCUGGUCUGGCUAGUAAACCAAA